GUGCAAAUCAUCUCUGUAGAUCUCACACCGCAUGAGUUACACUGUGGGUCCACAGGAGAAGUCUUCAGUGAAACUUUACGCUUUGACAAGUCAAGUUAUCAAUGGGGAGAUGCAGUUCUACGCCAGGGCCAAACACUUCUACCGGGAGGUGCCAGCCACAGAAGAGGGCAUGAUGGGAGACUACAUUGAGCUCUCCAAUACAGACAUUGAAUCCUCCAGGGAAUUUCUCAGGAAUUUUGUUGGGGGGGUGGGGAAAGCUGGCACCAACCGCGCCCUGGACUGCGGCUCUGGGAUAGGUCGUAUCAGCAAGCAUGUCCUGCUACCAGUUUUCAAGAGCGUGGAACUGGUGGAUAUGAUGGAGAAUUUCCUGGCUGAGGUCCCGAACUACCUGCAGGGCAAGGAGGACAGAGUAGAGAUGUAUUAUUGCAAAAGCCUCCAGGAAUUCACUCCAGCUCCACAAAGAUAUGAUGUCAUCUGGAUUCAGUGGGUUUCAGGAUAUCUGACAGAUAAAGAUCUCCUGGAGUUUCUCAUCCGGUGCCAGAAUGGCUUGAAGGACAACGGUGUUAUCAUUCUCAAGGACAAUGUAGCCAGGGAGGGCUGUAUCCUGGAUUGUCUGGAUAGUAGUGUGACCCGAGACCUGGACAUCCUCCACAGCCUCAUCGAAAUGAGCGGACUCACCAUCCUACGGGAGGAGAGGCAGGAGGGAUUCCCUGAGCAGUGUGUCCCUGUCUGGAUGCUGGCCAUGCAGAAAGGCCCUGGCCAUUCCUGACUGCAUAGUGAGACUGCAGAGACUGGACUGUGGAUGAACAGCAGGACUGAGGAGCAGAAAAGCAUCGACUAGAAUCCUCCUAACCGUGCACUGCUACUACUACACUUGGGCAGCAACUACUAAAGGAUCGUGAGAGAAUUACAACUGAGCCAGCUUCUACAGGGAAUAGUCUGCUUCUAAAUCCUGCCUGCUUCAUCAUUCUCUCCAUUUUUAAAAGUCUUUCUAGCAGUGCCUUGUCAGAUCUCUCUUUCAUUAAGGAGUCAAUACUGGACAAAACUCAACUAGUAGAAAAUAAUUAGGUCUGAAGUUUCUGUAGUGGCUAAUACAUUUUGGAGUGUUCUGUAUGAGGUGUUAAGAACUAAGCCUGGUUUUUACUACAGCACUUAAAUCUUUUUGGAAUUUAAGAAGGAUCUGUCAGAUCACUGAAGCAGGAAAUUCAAAUAACUUCUGGAAAACCUAACCCAAAUUUUGACUGUCAUCACUAUCUGUACUUUAAAAUACUUAAACCAAAAAUGUAAGGAAAUAUUUUAUCCAUUUGUUAGCAUCAGCUAUGCAGUUUAUUUAUUUUUUUGCAUUUCUGCCAGUUUGGACAAUAAGACAACCUGGUUAAUUUUCCAUUUUUAGGAACUACUUUAUAUUCCUGAAGUUUCUGUCAUAGAACAAUAGUGGUGCGUAGGGCUUUUCGCACUCCAGGGGAAAACUUAAAUGACAAAUAUAUGCAUGUUUGCAUUGAAAUUUUGUGAAAAGAUUGCCCCACAAAUUACAUUCUGGAAAAUAUUUUUUCAAAAUGUUCACAGUGGAAACCACUUGAAAGCUUCUCUUUAUUAUUCAUACCACUGUAAAUUUCUUUCUUUCCCACAUUCAGAACAAGUCUGGCACCAUAUGCAGAGCUAAUGGGAUUUCAUGGGGUGUUAAUAGUAAGACUGUAAGAAGAACUAAUACAGUAUUGUAUUAAUUAACAACUGUACUAAACUGCAGAGGGUGUUAGUGUAACCCAAAAGCAUCUAUGAUUUAUAUUCAAACAGCAGCUGUAUAAGCCUGGAUUUGAAAAUACUAACAUACGUACCAUCUCCUUAAGGCUCACAGAAAUUACACAUUAAACUUCUUGUCCUGCUCAUAUAGGUGCAGAAAGUGCUGUGGGAGGACAGAAGUUCAUUGUGCAAAAAACCUCAGAAUUUGAAAUCCUGCUUCAUUCUGAAUGAGGACAAGAAGGGAGAAUUUUGAAAUUCUUUAUGAAGGAACACCAGACAACCACAGGCUUUUCCAGGUUGAUUAAAAUUUUUAGCUCAGACAAAAUCAAAUGUUUCUUUUGAAUUGGACUUUUAAAGUAAUUUGCACUUAAAAUAUAAUUAAAUGCAGUAAAAAUCAAAUUAAAUAUGGCUUGUUCAAAAUUUUAGAAAUGAACAAUAACAUUAGAAUGGACUGUUCUGACUCUGUCAGAAUUUUUAUCAUGUUUUAUUCCCCUGAGAUACAAUUCUGGCAAGACUGAUCAGACUUUUCAAAGAGUCGCAUUAUGACAAACCUCCAUGUUCUGAUGGAAAGAGGUUCUAUAAAACAUCCUCCACAUGACUGUAGGCACAGUUGUCUCUGUCAAAUACUGUCAUCUGCGUUAGAUUAACUCACAUAGAAGCCUGAAGAUAACGAGAUCAGGGAACAUCUCAGCUGGAUUUUAGUACACUUUGCCAUCCUUUGAUAACAAAUCUCAAGUUUUGGUUUAAUUGCAUAACUCCUCUAGCAAUAUGGUUGCAUAUGUUGAGAUUUUCCAAUUUAUGGCAGAGGGCUUCCUGCCAUCAAAUCUUAUCCAGCAAUUGUUCUUUUAAUGUGCCAUCACUAAUUGUAGCAUUAAGGAAAACAACCUUGGUGAUUUGGUGAAUAUUCUGGCGUGUCGUAUAACCUAGAAACCCAUGGUUCCCAUGACACAGAUGCUUCUGGAAUGUUUUGGCUAAUUCUUCCAUUCUAAUCAACCAGUAAUGGACAUAAAUUGAGUAUAUAACAUUAUUGAAAACCCUAGGUGAACACUUACGUUCUGGAACUGUCCCCAGAACUAAGUAGUUCAAAUUCCCUUUAAGCCACUACAACACUUUCAUUCUGCUGAGGCUGUAAAAGCUAGUGUGGUCUUUUCGUGCACAUGAGUUUGUGCAGGUACCUGAAGGAAACCCAGUCAUUUGUUUUAGAGGAAAGAGGCAUCGGUCCUAUAGUUUGUGACCCUGUGUUAGCAGUAACAGGAGAAUAUUUUAAAGGCCUUUACGUAGAUUACAAAUUAAUUUGUCCUUCAUCAUUUUUAUUUCCACCCAGAGACAUCUGCCAUGGUGCAGAAUACUUGGGGACUGCUGGAGAUCCUAGUACUAUCAUGCCUGUGCCAGGCAUAUCUGAAUGGUGUUGGUCACUACAAUGGUGAGAGAUUGGCGUUAUGGAAAUAGGGAAGUAAACAAUUUUAUACAAAUGUAAACAGCUGCCACAUCUCAAAGGGCAGAAUAUAUCAGCUGUUCACUUACACACCAGAAUGGGUGCAGUUCAGUAAUGAGAGACUCAGUUCCAAGAUGGAUAUAGAAUGUAAAGUGGUUUAGGAUAAAAGGUAGAAUAUAAAUGACUGGUACUGUUAUCAGUGAAAUACAUUUUACAAGGUAAAAAUGUUUUUCCCAUAUUUUGUACAUCUUUCCUAUUUGAAUUUCCAGAAUACAUAUACAUAAACAUAAACAUAUAAUGAAAAUUGGUUCCCUUAACUGUGUGAGAACAGAGACAAGUAAAAUCUUCAUUUAGUAGAAAAAAACCAUAUUUCAUGGUUCCCACAUUCCUGGAAAUUAAUGUUUCAUGGCUAUGUUGCUUCCCUAAUAAAAUAUUAAAGAUUUUCUGCUGACAUAAUGAACCUCAAGAGUAAAGAAACACAAGCCCUCCAGGGCCUUAAAUGCAUGAGAUUGCUGCAGACUGAAUAAUAUUUUGGUUUCCUCCUUUUCCAAGGUAUAUUUUAAUUCAGCAACUCCCAAUCAACCAGUGUAGGCCACCCUUAAAUGUUCAUGAAUUUGGGCAAGGUCCACACUUUUCCACUACUACUACUACUACUACUACUACUACUAAUAACAAUAAUAAUAAUAAUAAUAAUGAAUCACAAAUUUCAAACAGAAGAUCUUGCUUAGAAGUCAUCUAUAUAUCAGUUGCUCUUUGGUGUUCAAAGACUGGAUAAUCAACACAGUUGCUCUGCCUCAACUUUCAGGUUAUUUAAACGAUGCAUUUACAGAAGCCUUUAGCUCAUCAGAUUGCAGUGGGAGUUUGAAUCCCAAAGGUUUGGUGUUCAUUUAAGACUCCUCACCAAUCUCAAUAUUACCAGAAAUUUAAUCAUAGAACAUCCAGGGUCCUUCAAGCUCAAGCCCUUGUUCAUCACCAACAGGUAAUUAGUGAAAUACCCAAUUAGUUUUUCAAUCAGAUAUUUCUCCCAGGCAAUUACUACUCAAGUAAACGCUUAGCUGAAGUGCAGUGAAGCCUGCUUCUGCCGUGUCCCUACCAAAGCUCUUGGUAAUAUCUGGUUUCCCCAUAUCAGGUCCUGUGCUUCUGUUCUGUGUGGACGAAGGCCACAUAUUAUCUUUAUUAUAUAAAUGUGAGGUUCCUUACAAAAGAGAUCCUCAAGCCCUACAGUAGCCCCCAAAUGCAACCCAAACAUAAUGUAAGGAAGCAAUUAUGACAGCAGUCUGAACAGCAAUCCCAACUGUGCAGCUCCAGCAACCAUCAAAGCUCAAGCUGUUCAUGUUGCAAAGGCAACUCAGACAUUACAAAUGUCCUUUCAUUCCUCAUUGGAAGAGAGCGCCAUCAUUUUGAAACAUAUUGCUGAAUGGAUAUUCUAAAAUAUUUUGUUUCAGAAAUACUAAAAUGAUCAAAUAUUUUUAGUUUGACCUUCUUGUUUGUUUAUAUAAUGUGGUCUAAACUGACAUGUUAUGUGAGAUGAUAAUAUAAUAAUACAUUAUAUAGUAUUGUAAUAGUUGAAGUAAAACAUUAGUUUCCUACAGAAUACAGUAAUAAAAUAAGUAUGUUCCCUGCCCCCAGAUUUAGUGAAACAAGUCAGCAAAUUCCAGAGGAGACAGUAAUUUCAUGAGGAUCAGUGCUGGCAAGAAGUAUUUGCCCUAGCUCUUUUUCUCCAGACAUCCCAUCCACUCUGGCAGUUCGCAGUGUGCCUAGUCUAGGGAACAGCCACCUUAGGCUCUUUGACAGGCAGGAAGAAGAAACUGGCACCUCUAGAGCAAUUCAGACCACCUCAGAGCUGAACUGGUUUGAAAUAAGAGAGUCUCCCCUCUCCUGGGUGGUUGUAUAGUGGGAAUGAAAGUCCAUCGUUGUUACAACCAAUUCAGUAUCUUCUUUGUUAAUGUCAAACAGAAGUGCAGUGUGAUCUGAGGAGCAGUGACUGUCAAAACCAGAAAAAGACAUGGACUUGGAUAACCAAACACCCAUUAAAAAUCAAAGGCAUGGUGCCAGGGCACUACAUUAAUGGGAGCAAUGUGCAUAGUGCCAACUGACAAAGGCUUUGCCAGUUAUUCCACUGAGUGCCCCGAGUACCUUUAUGCCAUUCACUUCUUUUUUCCAUUCUCUUAAUCCAGGCUCCCCAGAGCGUUUACAGUGGCAUAUCAGGCAGUAGGCUUGUCCAGAGGAACUUGGCUGUUACGUGUGAUUAAAACCAGUUGUGUUGCAUCCCAUUCCUCUUCUCUUCCUUUGAUGCUUCUUCCAACUUGCCAAGAAAAUCCCUCUUCCACUUGCCAAAAAUGAUUUGUUCUCUGUGGACUUCACCACAUCUCACUGAAGUAAAACAGAUUACCUUUGAUUUUAAGAGGAGAUAAUUCUGUUUAUCUGAAAGCAAUAACAACACGCUGUAUUUCAAACAUACAGGUUAAUACCCGUCUCUUUCAAUUGAUGUCAAGUAGGGACUCCCAGACCUUUGUACCAAACAAAGCCCAGGUUCUCAUCAUCACCAUAAGUAACAAUAUUUAUAUGAUACUAUACAUCCCUAGACCUUGAAGCGUGCGUUAUCAUUGUGUUCAGGAUAAGGAAACUGAGGCACAGAUGGGUGAUCUGGGCCACAUUACAGCUUUACCUAAGUGGUAGCUGUGAGUGAUUAACACCUCCACAAAUCAGGCCACUACAGGAACUACAGAGUGUUUUGCAGGCAGACAUAAACUUAUUCUGGUUGUACUUGGAGCAGAUUGAAACAUCAUGGUUGUGGUUAGCCUGCUUAUUAGGCCAACCUGAUAUGUCUUGCAAAGAGAGGGCUCAGGCUGAAUGUUGUGCUCAGGAACACAAACACCUUCUGUUCCUUUCAAAGCAUUGGAAGAAAAAACCUGGUGUAUGUCUGCAGCAAAAAUAAAGACAGAAAAUUGGUGGAAA
This is a messenger RNA of Tyto alba (common barn owl), 6133 nucleotides long. RefSeq names its product N-terminal Xaa-Pro-Lys N-methyltransferase 2 (gene NTMT2). Bases 32 to 769 code for a protein of 245 amino acids. NCBI's taxonomy places the organism in Eukaryota, Metazoa, Chordata, Aves, Strigiformes, Tytonidae. The record is from RefSeq and is a predicted model, not a curated record. Gene Ontology annotation, cellular component: cytoplasm. The transcript has 4 exons. Gene Ontology annotation, biological process: N-terminal protein amino acid methylation. Gene Ontology annotation, molecular function: N-terminal protein N-methyltransferase activity.